Molecule: messenger RNA, 1200 nt
Organism: Aspergillus clavatus NRRL 1
Lineage: Eukaryota; Fungi; Ascomycota; Eurotiomycetes; Eurotiales; Aspergillaceae
Exons: 3
Coding region: 1-1200 (399 amino acids)
Biological process (GO): endoplasmic reticulum tubular network organization
Cellular component (GO): endoplasmic reticulum tubular network
Source: RefSeq, a predicted model, not a curated record
AUGGUGUCCCUGUGGCCUUGGAAGGGUGAAGAUAACUCUCCUGCAUCAUUCGAGAAGGCCCUGUCGACUCUCUCAACGAAAAUCACCCAAACCACAAAUCGUCUCGACUCUCACCGCCAGCAGGCCCGUCGCUUCAAGGCUCUCUGGACCCUCUACACCACGUUCGCCUACCUGCUUUAUUCGAUCAUCUUGGCGCUAGUGCUAGGCUGGCAGAAUUGGGGUGCUACCGAAUAUGCCGCAAUCGUUGGGGGCCCGGUGCUGAUUUACACAGUGCGUGCCGGAGCCAGCAAGUUCUUCGAUUAUCGCAUCAACAAAACACAGCGGUAUCUUGACGACCUACAAAAGCAGCAAGACGAGACGAUCGAGAAGCUCAAGGUCGCCACGAAGUACAACUCGACCCAACAACUGCUGGAGAAGUAUGGAGGAGGGUCUCCCAAGCCAUCGCGUCCCAAGGGCGGCGACGAGAAACGCAAGCCCGAGACGAAACGCAAGCCAUCAACACCCCAACAACCCGUCAUGCGUACCGGACUUCCUCCACCGCCGACUGCGAACAUUCGACGACCGAACCCGGCCCAGUCUCCGGUUGCCUCCCCUGGUCCAUCCCAGUCCCCUCCACCGUAUCCACCUCAGGGGCAACCACAAGACCUCCCCGCUCCGCCCCCUCCUCCAGCUUUUGACGAACCCGGUUUCGCACCCAACGCGUUUCCGACCGCCCCUCAAUACGCCGAGCAUUCCCGCUGGUACGAUCGCCUGCUGGACGUCCUGCUCGGUGAGGACGAAACACAGCCGAAGAACCGCAUGGCGUUGAUUUGCAGCACAUGUCGACUUGUCAAUGGUCAAGCCCCACCGGGGGUCAAAACACCGGAGGAGCUGGGCCGUUGGCGGUGCGGUAGCUGUGGGGCCUGGAACGGGGAAGAAAGCGAGACGAAGAAGGUUCUCGCGGGAAUCCGGAAUCAGUCCCGGUCUGCGGACGGGGCGUGGGAAUCGGUCGCGAAGCCGGACUCGGAUAGUCACUCGGCGGGCGAUGUCACCGACGAGGCUGUCCUGGUUGCCACCAGCGAAGACGAGCAAAUUGAGUCGCGCAGCUCCGGGGCGGAAUCCCAAGGUGAGACAGCGGAGCAGCAGGAGGAAGUGACAAAGCCAGUGGCUGGCGGCAAGUCGGGGCGCGGACGAUCCAAGGGGAAUAAGAGGAAAGGCUGA